UUUCGACGCGCCCGUCGUAACGUCCGUUUUGGCAUCCUACUGAGAAACUCGACUCGAAACAGUCUGGGGCCCGUCGGCCUUCCAGAAAUUCCAGAAAUUCCAGGAAUGCUCACCAUCUCCAUUUGGAACAAUGACCGUCAGGUCGCCUCCAUCUGGUCACCUUCGACCGGACGCCCGAAGCAGGAGGUCUUCAUGAUCCUCGACACCCUCUACAAUAUACACGAUAUCGAACAAAUCUUCUAUCUUUCUCCCAAAGCAAAGUCAGCGACAACGUCAACUACACCAGACAUUCUUGUACCCCAUCACUAUCUCCUGAUACCUCUCGCUGGUAUCACUCAACCGCCGUUGGAACUACCAAGUUCGAUACCAGUAUUAUUCCCGAGCCACACGUCAGACAAAGAUUCCUUAUCAGCAGUCUUUCAAAACAUGCAGCUCCAGGCUCGUCCUCUCGCUCGGUCGGCCAAAUUCCGCUUUCGUUUGGCACAACGCGAUCGAACCUGCGUGCUUACUAACGCAUGGGAGGACGGUGUCGUCGCCGUGCACAUAAUCCCGCACGAGUGGCAGAGUACAGAUUUGAGCAGACUGCCACAGCAUAUCCGGGAAGUUCUGGGGGGUUUGGAGGGAGGGAUAGGAUCGUUCGAAAAUGGCAUGCUGCUGGACAGCAGCGCGCACACUCGCUUCGACAACGGUCAUUGGGGCGUUGUUUGGAAGGGUAACGAUACGCCGGGAUCAGAUGGCGGGGUUUGGGAAGUCGUGGCAAUUACUAGCGAAGGCGCAAAGUACGCUGGAAAAUCCCUCCGCUGGCUGGAGGGGAUCAGGGACGAUGGCGUUCGGUGGAGGAAUCUCUUUCCACCUCCCGAACUAUUCAAAUUUCACCUUCAGUGUGCUAUAUUCAAACACUGCACGGGACGGGGUGAAGGAGACGAUAUCUGGGAAGAUUACGAUCAUGCAGCGACAAAGGUGCUGACGUCCGAAGAGGCAUUCGAGCGGUGGGCUAACGGGUCAGGGCGGAUUGUCCCAUCAACCAUUGAUAAGUCCGGCACCGCUGCCGAGGCUGUACUUUGAGACUAAUAGGUGUGUUUCUACUUUGACUGUUACAAGUUUAAGAAGACUCAAAGGGUAUUCAAAAUUCGAAGAAAUGGCAGGAUAGAAUUAUAUUCAUUUAGAUAUGGGCGCAGAGCCGGUUGAUUUUGGCACUAGUAGCGAAUACAUUGAUGACUUGGCC
This is a messenger RNA of Fimicolochytrium jonesii, 1225 nucleotides long. RefSeq lists its product as uncharacterized. Bases 106 to 1065 code for a protein of 319 amino acids. The transcript has a single exon. The record is from RefSeq and is a predicted model, not a curated record. Lineage: Eukaryota; Fungi; Chytridiomycota; Chytridiomycetes; Spizellomycetales; Powellomycetaceae.